Messenger RNA from Cryphonectria parasitica EP155, 2452 nucleotides. RefSeq lists its product as uncharacterized. NCBI's taxonomy places the organism in Eukaryota, Fungi, Ascomycota, Sordariomycetes, Diaporthales, Cryphonectriaceae. Gene Ontology annotation, molecular function: protein kinase activity. Bases 23 to 2386 code for a protein of 787 amino acids. The transcript has 2 exons. Gene Ontology annotation, biological process: protein phosphorylation. The record is from RefSeq and is a predicted model, not a curated record.
AACACCGUGGCUCCGCACAUUCAUGAUGGCGGAUCAAUCUCAGUCAAAGAUCAUCGAAAGCAAUCCUAUUGGGAAUGGCCUUGAUGCCUUCCGCGCUUCAUUCAGUUCGAUCUGCGAAGGCGCGAGUGUCUCCUGCACUCCGGACGCGUUAGAGCAGCUUAGCCAAGAUGAUCUCCAGAAUGUCGUCCUCGAUCUUCUAUUCGCUCUACCCAACCUCCCCACGAUUCGUUUCCUGCGAUCAAAGACAGGCCAUGGCACCCUUCGCAACGAUCUCCUCAAACUGAUCUCUGCUGUCAAUUCCGACAACUUCGACUUCAACCGCAUCAAGCCUCUCCUAAAGGCAGCCCUCGCCGAUGAUCCUGAUGAUGCGCUCAUCUGGAACCAACUCUACAAUGCCGUUACCGAAUCCACCCCGCCUCCCCGACCGAUAGCCUCUUCCUUGCAACAAACCCCAUGGCUGCACAACACGAGCAGCUUCGCGAACUCCUCCGAGUAUCGCGAUGAUGUGGACAGAGUCCUUAGGAAUGAACUCGGCGCUUUGUACGUCGGGCUUCCUCAAUUCCAUGAGGCUUUUUUUGGACGGGUGGCAGGUCUUAAGACAGCAUCCGAGGCUGUCUUUAAAAAGUGCACGGAAGGCAGCGAACCACUCUUCAGUAAUGGGUGGAGCGGAUGGCCGAGAGAUGCAAAUCAGAACGGUGUCUUGAGCUGGUUUGCGGAAUUGAACGAGAAACUGGCGAUAUUAGCAGAAGAAUGCAAGUUAGCCCCAACAAAUCGACGAAGGCCACUGGCACAACCCAACAAGCCGAUCCAGGGUUCUACAGCAGAACGCAAGUUGGACGUCGGCUUCGUGGACAACCCUAAGGCUGGGAAAGACUCUCGAUGUCACUGGUCGCAUAUCCUCGUACCGGGCGAGUUGAAGAGCAAUCCAUCGGCUGACAAAGCAUCAAAGGCAUGGCUUGAUCUUGGGACGUAUGCGAGAGAAGUGCUUGCUGCUCAAGAUACCCGUCGCUUCGUCUUGGGCUUUACCAUUUGUGGAUCUCUCAUGAGGAUAUGGGAGUUUGACCGGCUUGGAGGGAUUGCAUCCGAACAAUUCGAUAUCAACAAAGAUGGGCUGCAGUUUGUAUCCACAAUCCUUGGGUUCCUCUGGAUGAGCAAGGAGGAGCUUGGCUUCGACCCGACAAUCAUAACAGCAAAUGAUAAGCGAUUCAUUGAGAUCAAGCGGAAUGGUUCAACAGAGCGCCUUAUCAUUGAUAAGGUGAUGUUACGCGCACGUUGCAUAGCUGGCCGGGCUACAACUUGCUGGAAAGCCCAUCGCGAAGGACACCCACAGAUACUGCUCGUUAUCAAAGACUCAUGGCAAUACCCCGAGCGCGAUGAGGAGGGCGAAUUGUUACGCGAGGCAACUGAUCAAGGCGUUAUUAACGUGGCUCGAUAUUACUAUCACGAGACAGUUCAAGUACACGGCAUGGAUGAUGAUAUUCGAAGAAACGUUCGCAGAGGACUAGAUGUUACCACAGCUACGAACUACCAGCCGGAACGCUCGAUGCCGCCGCCGCCGAGUAUAAUCGCGUCUGGGGCUUUACGGAGGCGCAGCAGCAGCCGCGCUACUAGCAAAAAGCGACCAUCCAGUCAGAUUAGCGCCCCUCUGCCCCCCAGCAAGCGAUCCCGUUCGGCAUUUCCAACGAAGGCUGGCGGCGAUGCACUAUCAAACCGGGUGCAUCGACGUAUUAUUCUUCGUGACUAUGGAAAGCCUAUCUACAAGGCAAGCUCCCGAUCGGCCCUGCUUGCUGCGUUGGAAAGCUGCAUUGAAGGACAUGAGUCCUUGCGGCGCAAGGCCAGCUUCCUUCACAGAGAUAUCUCCAUCAACAAUCUCAUGAUUAACGAGGACGACAACAACCCCUCCUGGCCUUCGUUCUUGAUUGAUCUGGACCUCGCCAUCAGAGAGCAACGAGAGGGCGCCUCUGGAGCCAAGAGCAAGACCGGCACGAGGGCAUUCAUGGCAAUCGGGACGCUUCUGGGCGAGCAGCAUUCUUUCAUGCACGACCUCGAGUCAUUCUUCUGGGUGCUCUUCUGGAUAUGCAUCCACUAUGAUGCGAAUGGUGAGGAUAUCGGGCCAACUGAGUUCGACAGUUGGAAUUACGAGAGUGAUAAUAAGCUAGUUGGAUCUAAGAAGGGUGUGAUUUCCGAUGAAGAGGAUUUUCUCAAGAUGGUGAAAGAGAACUUCACAUCGUACUACCAGCCAUUGAUUCCAUGGGUCAAUAGGCUGCGCAGAGGGGUAUUCCCAGGUGGUGAAAGACGGAAAAGACCGGAGCCUAAGCUCUAUUCCUCAAUGAAGAAGAUACUUCAAGACGCACAGCAGGAUGCUGAAGUUACAGCGGGCGGAUAAUGUACAGUAUAGGUAUUAAUUAUUGCCUAGGAGCAAGUUGAUCUGAUUAUUCAGUCAUUUUCUUCG